UUCACCCUCUGAGUUCACACGGCUCGCUUUUCAACCCAUGCUGUGAGAAGGGAUUCCAAAGAUUCUUGAAGUCAAUUAGAUUGUACGUGUGUGGGGCCGAAACCCGAUAAGUAGCCAAAUACUAAUUUGGUUGAAGGAACCCGUUCCGGCUCCAGUUGUGGUAUAACAGUUAUUUACGGGUAACAAGGAGUUACUUAUUGUGAAGAUUCACUGAAAAAAGCUCCCAAUUUCUUCUGAUUACUAAGUUCCAAGCUGCCAUUAUGUCUGCGAUCAUAACAGCAGUUUUCAAAGCGACUAUUGGAUGGCUUGUGGAUAAAGGCAGAGAUGAGGCAGCAAAAAAGCUUAAAGAUGGCGACGUAACAGAUCAACAGUUUCGCGGCAUCAUCAUGCGAGAAAUCGAUGACAUGAAGUCCAAGCUGGAUGGAUUAUCAAGGAAAGAUUUGUUAGCGAGUAUUGGAUUCUUUAGAGAAGGAAUCGAGUUGCUGUAUGAAGUAUUUGAAGAGAAAAGGUCGAGGAGUGAGUAUGGCGCGGAUACAGCACAAGCGGCUUGUGCGGAAGCUGUGUCGCUCGCUGAAGGAAUGAAACACUUGGAGCUUACUGAAUCUGCCACAAGAAAGCUCUCUAAUGCAAAGAAGAGAUUCGAACGUGCUCGUGAAAGAGCAACAGAUGCCUUUUCUAAUGAAGCGCUAUCAUCAAAUGACCGCAUCUUAGCAAUGCAGUACCGAGUGAUGGCAACAGUAUUAGAAACAAUAGACCAUCCCGCAGAUGCUGUAGCACCAUGUAAAGUGUGCAUUGAAGAGCUAAACGGUCUGCCCGUGGUUCAGCGAAGUUUUCAAGAACAGCUCAGGACAGGUAUCAUGGCAAUGAAGAGUUUAUUUAACAAAGAAGAACGACGGAAAGUUAUUUCCGGUGUCUGUCUUGUCAACCGCGUCGUCUACGAUGUCACACAAACAGCGCACGUUAAAGAACCAUUUACAAAUGAACCAUUUGCAAAAGAAUUAUUUCCACCAUUGCCCAUGAUUGACACAGGGAAGGAGAAAGUUGAUCUGUUGCGAGACCGGAGAGUAACAAAAAUACUUUGUAAACAGGGUAUGGAGAACUGUAGUGUACCAUGGAUACUUGUUCAUGAUGGCGAAAAGGAGCACGGUUUAAAUAUCCCGGCUGAUAUCGCUACCAACUCAAGCGGGCAAUAUAUUGUAGCAGACAUUGACUCGACAAUCAAGGUGUAUGACAGCAGUGGCAAGUUUGUGCAAUGUUUCAGACUUCCUCCUCUUAUUGAUGACAGCGGUAAAGAGCUAUCGAUUUAUUUCUUGGACGUUCAGCUAGCCACAGACAUGAAUGACAACAUUUAUGUCCUGGUCGAAGCGUGUGGUGAGGACUCACACUGGAUUUUUAAUUUUAACAAAACCGCUGAUCAUCAUCACAAGUUUUGCAUCAGGACAAUGGGCUACAAAUUUGACUCGUGUAAACUGUCAGUCAGUGAUAGUGGUACAGUGAUGGUACUGAAGAGUAACUUGAGCAAGACACAUCAUAUUGUGGAUGUUUAUGAGACUGAUGGUCAGUUUGUUUGCAGUUUUGGAGAACAAAUCUUGACGAGCCCCUGCGACAUCACCACUGUAAGUGAUGGCAGAGUUAUGGUGGUACAAGAGCAUCCGUCACGUGUUCACAUAUUUAGCGAACAAGGUGACCAUCUAAACACGUUUGAUCUGCAAAUAUCUAUGGCGUUUUCAAAAAUUGCAUUUCACAGGGCAAGUCAACAUGUCGUGGUGGUCGGUGGUGAGGACUAUAAUUCAGACAUCUUGCAUAUAGAAAUUUACACCAAAGAUGGUGAGUUUGUGCGAAGUACUCCUGUCAAUAUGGGACAGUCCUAUAUUCUGAUGAGGAUGGCAGUGACCACUGACGGCCGCAUUGCACUAGCAGCUUGGCUUGAUGAUUUAAGACGCGAACUUCCAACUUCCACGUGCAAGUGGUUGCAAGUGUUGAAGAAACAUGGAAUUGCCAGCAACCACCGAGUAGGAGAAGUAAAAGAAGAUGAUUUUCGUCAUUUCGAUGUAAUAUUGGCCUUUGAUAAGAGAAAUGUACGACGUCUGAAUGAAAUUUUUAGGCCAAAUGAUGGCACUACGCCAGCGGAAGUAAAACUGUUUGGAACAUAUGACCCCAAAGGAGAGUCGAAUAUAGACGAUCCUUUGUUUGGAGACAUUUCAGAUUAUGAAAAAAUGUUCGAUCAUGUUUAUAGAUGCUGUGUGGAGUUUUUGAAACACUGUUAG
Molecule: messenger RNA, 2267 nt
Organism: Pocillopora verrucosa
Lineage: Eukaryota; Metazoa; Cnidaria; Anthozoa; Scleractinia; Pocilloporidae
Source: RefSeq, a predicted model, not a curated record